AUGGGGGGGUUUGCUGCUACAUUGUGUCCUGUUCUGCGUCUGUCUCCACACCCCCUGAUGCCACGGAGAGCUGCACUUAUCUGUCACAUUGACCACGCCCCCCUCAGAUUUACCACACCCUCCCAGAUUGACCCCGCUCCCUCAGACGGACCACACCCCCUCAGAUUGACCGCGCCUCCUCAGAUUGACCACACCCCCUCGGAUUGA
Knipowitschia caucasica is the source of this 207-nucleotide messenger RNA. The record is from the annotation of a GenBank genome assembly. NCBI's taxonomy places the organism in Eukaryota, Metazoa, Chordata, Actinopteri, Gobiiformes, Gobiidae.